Caenorhabditis elegans is the source of this 2547-nucleotide messenger RNA. RefSeq names its product alpha-1,2-Mannosidase (gene F10C2.5). Gene Ontology annotation, biological process: carbohydrate metabolic process; endoplasmic reticulum mannose trimming; positive regulation of retrograde protein transport, ER to cytosol. Gene Ontology annotation, cellular component: endoplasmic reticulum quality control compartment; endoplasmic reticulum; membrane. Lineage: Eukaryota; Metazoa; Nematoda; Chromadorea; Rhabditida; Rhabditidae. Bases 1 to 2346 code for a protein of 781 amino acids. The record is from RefSeq and is marked reviewed. The transcript is spliced from 6 exons. Gene Ontology annotation, molecular function: calcium ion binding; mannosyl-oligosaccharide 1,2-alpha-mannosidase activity.
AUGAUCACUCGAAAAGCAAUAUUCUUUUUAGCAUUAGCGUCAAUUAUUCAAGCAUCAGAUGAUUCCGAAGCUCCCGAUAAUAAAAAGUCUUCAAUAAGAUUCACUCCAUCAGUUAUUGAUUCUUAUAGAGAAAAAGUUCAAAAAAUGUUCUACCACGCCUACAACGGAUAUUUGGAUCAUGCAUUUCCACUAGAUGAACUGAAACCAAUAACAUGCGUUGGACAAGACACCUGGGGAUCAUUCUCUCUUUCAUUAAUUGAUGCUCUAGAUACUCUUCUGGUGAUGGGAAAUACAACCGAAUUCCGAAGAGCAGUGUCACUUGUUCUUGAGAAAGCUCGUGAUGAUGCUAAUGUGAAUGUUUCUGUUUUCGAGACGAAUAUCAGAGUUGUUGGCGGAUUAAUAUCUGCACAUAUGCUAGCGGGAAGGCAUAAAGAUCUUGUCGUAGAUUGGGAAGGUUAUCCAUGUGAUAGUCCGCUUCUCAAAUUAGCUGUUAAAAUGGCUGAUCGACUUAUGCCUGCUUUCAAUACAGAAACUGGAAUGCCCUAUGGAACUGUUAACUUGAAAUAUGGAGUUCAUAAAGAUGAAACACCAAUUACUUGUACAGCUGGUGUGGGCACAUUUCUUAUUGAAUUUGGUACCCUCUCACGUUUGACUGGCGAUGACAAAUACGAAAAAGUGGCUCUAAAAGCGUUGGAUGCUUUAUGGUCGACAAGAUCACCAAUCGGACUCGUGGGCAAUCAUAUCAAUGUUCAAACAGGACAAUGGACGGCAACUGAUUCUGGAAUUGGUGCUGGCGUUGAUAGUUAUUUCGAGUAUUUAGCAAAAGGAGCAUAUCUAUUCAGAAGACCAAGUCUUAUGAAACAAUUUCAUGAACAUGCAACAUCAAUUAAUAAACAUGUUCGGAAAGGUGAAUGGUUUAUGUGGGUAUCAAUGGCCAAAGGAUCUGUCUCCUUGCCAAUUUUUCAAUCUCUUGAAGCAUUCUGGCCUGGAACUCUAACAAUGGUUGGUGAUGUUCAAGAUGCAUCAAGAAUUAUGUUAACAUAUUCUGAAGUUAUACGAAAAUACGGGUUCCCACCUGAAUUUUAUAACAUUCAUAAUGAAGAGCCAGGAGAAAAACGAGCCGCAUUUCCUUUACGGCCUGAAAUGGUUGAAUCAUUGAUGUAUCUGUAUAGAGCGACAAAGGAUGAAACGUGGUUAGAACUUGGAGCUGAAAUGAUUGAUGCAAUAGAAUCAUCAGCCCGAACUAAAUGUGGCUAUGCUACAAUCAACAAUGUAAAAGAGCAUAGUAUUGAAGAUAGAAUGGAGUCAUUUUUCCUUGCUGAAACAACUAAAUAUCUUUAUUUAUUGUUCGAUCCAACAAACUUCAUUCAUUCAAAAGGAGAUCAAGCUAGAAUAUUGACGAGUCCAAAGAAUUUGACUUGUGUGAUCUAUGGAGGAGGCUAUAUAUUCAACACUGAAGCUCAUCCAGUUGAUCCAGGAAUGUUGGAUUGCUGUAGUGUACAAGCAAAACGGGAUCAGGAAGUUGGUGUGAAACAAGUGAACAAUGGUGAUGAGCAUGAGAAAAUGAAUCGAACAGAAAAGGGCGGUGAAAAGUAUUUCGAGAAUCAAUAUGGAAAAAAUGAAAAUUUAAUUGAAUUCGAAGUUGAUGAGAAACUGAAAAAAGAAUCUGAAAAACGAAAGAUUGAACUGGAAGCAGAAAAAGUGAAAGAAAAUUCACAUAAAGCAAUGCUCAAAGUGCGAGAAAUACUUGUAAGAGCUCAUCAGAAGGAUGAAGCAAUGCAGCGAAAUGGUGAAACAUCUGAUUCGGCUAGAAAACUGAUGGAUCAACUCUACAAAGCAUACCCAAAUCAUACGGCAGAGUUGGAAAAUUUGAAUAAAGAAGCAAUUAUUGAAUUUGAAGAACUUCAACAUUUGGAGGAUAUUCGAGAACUUGUUAGAGAAAUCCCGAUACCUGAAGUUUUUUGUGAGAAAUGCUGUGUCCCACUUCAUGAAAUUGUCGAUUCGGUUGUACUUCGAGUGUUAAUGGCCGAUGUUUACGAAUAUCAUUUUUAUCCAACGAGAAAAACAAAAUUUCUUCAUGGUCCUGUUUGUUGGUUAGAGGAAACACCACGGAUUGAGGAUGAUUACAAAAAUGAGCCACCAAGUGUGAACACAGAAAAAUGGAAUAGUCCUCUCUUCACAAGUGAUCAGGCUUCUCUCAAUGAUUUUAUCGGAGACGAUCUUGAAACUGUUCGAAAGUUUGGAUUCAAAACUCUUCUGGCUCCUGGUUACAAAAAAUUGGAUAAAUUAAUUGCUGGACAGAAUAUUGCGUUGCGAAGAAAGAAGUCGUGGUAUUAUGAAGUUUAGUUAGAUUGGAUUUCGGGUUUUCCGGCCUUCUCUUGUCUGAAAUUUACUAGUCUGAAAGCUAAAUUGCCUUUUUCGUAAUGUAUAUAGAAUCGGGUAUAUUUAUUUUUGUGAUGGUUGUUAUAAGAAGAUGUGAUUAUUAAUUUCUUGUUGCCAUGGUUAGUUUAUAAUUUGAGUUAAAUGAAAUAAAUAAUUUAUGAAUUC